Molecule: messenger RNA, 384 nt
Organism: Acaulospora morrowiae
Lineage: Eukaryota; Fungi; Glomeromycota; Glomeromycetes; Diversisporales; Acaulosporaceae
Source: the annotation of a GenBank genome assembly
UUGUGUCGUGCUGAGGAAUUGGAGUUACUUAUUUGUGGAAAUAGAGUUCUUGACUUCAAAGAAUUGGAGAAAACUGUAAGAUAUGAAGGUGGUUUUGAGAGAAAUCACCCUACAAUAAGAAAUUUUUGGUCUGUCGUACAUGAUUUCUCUCACCAACAAAAAAAGCAAAUCUUAGCAUUUGUUACUGCUAGUGAUCGUGUUCCAAUCAGAGGGUAUAGUGAUAUGUCCUUUACCAUUCAAAGAAACGGCCCCGACUCCGAUAGACUACCAACAGCACGAACAUGUUUUGGAGUCCUUUUGCUUCCCGAUUAUAGCACAAAGGCAAAACUUAGUGAUCGAUUAUUAGUGGCGAUUCAAAAUGGUAGAGGUUUUGGUUUUGCAUAG